AACACACCUCUCCUAAUGCGGCGCGAAAAUUUGAGCUGUACCAUCUGAAGUUUAAAGGGGGAGUUCGUAAGAACUAAACUGAUAUUAAACUACACCCGUAAAAUAAAUACAGUCGUAAAGACGAUAUUUAAUUUGUACAUAAAUAUGUUCUGUCUGCCAACCACAUGAAUCCGUCUUCCAACAGGUUUCGUUUUCUCACCCUAUUCACUGAAGGCGAGUGAACUCGUCCAGCAGAAAGUGAAAUGAGGUAAAUUCAAAACAGAGCUAAAGAUGUGUUUAGUUUAGGAGUUUAUUAUGUUUCCUAAUUAUCUAAUAACUCCGAACGGAUUUAUUUUAACGUUAUUUUUCCAUACGAUUUAAGUCGGUUUGUUUUGGAAAAGUGACCGCAAUGUCCCAAGUGACACUUUUGGAUGAGGUUUCUCAAUGGAACCAGGAAACCUGUCAACAAGAGCUCAAAUCCGUCUUGCCCAAACUAGUUGCUAUGCAUCAUGACACUGACAGCUGGGAGGAGCGCACAAAUAUUCUGCAGAUUAUCACAAACCGGUUCCUCCCACAUCUUUCUUUACCCGAGUUAGAGGUGGAAUGCUUUUCCAUUGUUUUACCCAAGGUGGUAAAAAUGUUUGCAAGUUUCCUGGAAGAAAUUGGCAAGCAAAUUGACGGCCUCUCCAGUCAGAACACAGAGUUGCAUGCACACUUGAGGAAUAUUCUAAAGAUGAUGGUCCACACCUUGGAGUGCCUCUCUGGCUGUGUACGUCACGCUGGUUCUUUUGAAGAGUCUGUCUCCUUGGACGCCAUCCGCUCUCUGCCGUCUUGUGUCCUCAGAAUCCUGAAGGACACCUUUCAGCACUGCAAGGACAGUGAGGUCAUGUACAGUGGAAGGCUGUCAUUGGUGGGAGAUCUCCUUCAGGGUUUAUUUAAAGAGGCCUACUCUUUGCAGAAGGGCCUGAUGGAGCUCUUGGAAAAAAUUCAUUUGGAUGACACCUCAUCUGAGGAGGAGGUUUCAGACAUUGUCACAGUGAUUCACAGUCUGCUGGACAUGUGUGCAGUCAUAUCCAGUUUGGAUAUUGCUCUACAUGCCAACACAUGGAAAUUUAUCAUCAAACAGAGCGUGAAGCACCAGUCUUUAGUGGAAGAUCAUCUCAACCACACUGACAUAGCCUUCUCAUUGUGUGAAGAUCUAUGUACGUCUGUCCAGAACUGUUUCGUGAUGGCUCAACAGAUCCAGCAGUCUGGCCUGCAGGAUGUUGUACACUGUCCAGAAUACAAGCUUUUCCAAAAAGCAACAAAGAUGUGUAGGUUUUUUGCCAACACAUUAGUCCACUACACAAAGGAAUUUAAAGCAUUCCUUGCCAAAUCGUGCCACCGUUUUCACCAGUUGUAUCUUCAAAUCCACAGUAAGUUCCCACCCUCUGUGUUUGCCCUGUCUGUGCCCCCUGCCCUCGUCGAGGACUUGAGAGUAGCAGUUCUGGUUCCAAUGGAUGCCAUGCUGACACAGCUGUUGGCCUUCCAUCCUUUUGCUGAAUCAGUCCUGGACCCAGAAAAUAACUCUAGUACAGAGCUUUGCCUACCACAGUGUCUGCUACUGGUCAAUGUACUGGGUAAAAUCUCUCAGUCAGAGGAGGCACUGCGGCUGUGGAGUGAUGGCAGCCAGUUCUCAGAGGAAAAUCCUAGAUGGUCAAUUUUUGAGGCAGUGUUGCAGAGUUUCAGGCGGUGUAUGUUGGAGCGUGCGGUUCCGGUGUGGUUGCCGGGGGUGAUGCUGCGAGGGCAGGCUCAGGGUACAGUCAGCCUGCAUCAGCAUGUGUGUGUUCAUCUGUGUGCCUAUGUGGCUGCGCUACCCCCUCAACACUUUGCUCCACUGGAGCGAUCACUGUUAGCAGCUGUGCUGCAGGCAGACAUGCAGACGGCUGUUUUGGCCACAGAUUUGUGGUGCUUCCUGGCAAGGUAUGGCUCGGCUGACUUGUGUUUUCAUUAUGUUCACCUCAUUGCUCAUCUGAUAAGGUCAUGUCCCAGUGAAGGUUAUCAGCUGGUUCACUUGGCCCUGCUACUAAGACGUCUACUUUUUCUCAUGACUCCAAAACACCAGAUGGAGUUUGUGGAGCUUUUUCCUCCCUCUCAGGAGGAGAACCUGUGUGUGUGGCGUCACACUCUGCUUAGGUGUCUGUGCUCGGAGGCACGCGCACAGGUGGAGGAAGAGGUGCUCUCCAAAGCCUCUGCUGUUCUCCAGGAUUGGCAGGACAGCGGCUUCAGACUGGGAAAUCUAUCAAGACUGAAUAAGACGCUGGGGUGUGUGUUGGUGGUAAUGGGUGGAAGCAACCUGCAGGCAGAAUCUGUGGGGGUAUCUUCUGUGAAGAUAAUCUCUAUGAUCUGGAGUCGCAUGUGUAGCAGCCAGGUUCAGAUUUAUCCUCCUCUCCAGUGCACUGUGAAGUUACUCUUGUCAAUAUCAGCUGCGGUAAUCAAAAGUAUAGAGCCACAUGUUAUCAUACAGGCUGUUUCCUGUUUGAGUGGUUUGACUAUGCGGAAAUGCCCAGAUGACGUCAUCUUGGCUGCUUUGGAGUUUCUUGCCUCCAUGGGGAAAGUGUUUUUUCCUCCCAAUAUUCAGGGCCAGGUUUUGCCAAAAAUCAGUGCACUGUUUAAUGAUCUUCUGACUCACCCAUCCUGGCUAAUAUUCCAGCAUGUUCUGGAGGCCUUUGGUCUCUUUGCAGAGAUAACCAAUCAUGAGGAAGUGAUUUCCCAAACCUUGACGUCAGAGGAAGUCAAAACCAAAGUGAUAAACUUUCUCAGUAAGACAGUUUCACAGCAAGAGUCUGCAGAUGCAAGAUUAGAACGUCUGAAGGAGGGGACGAGCAUCAUAGACAAUCACUGUAAACAACUAGAGAGAGAGAGCAGCUCACCUGUAAACAUAGACUCUGCUGAGGAACCAUGUCCAAAAAAGGCAAGACACGAGACCAAAGCAGAAGAGGAGUAUGAGCGAUAUCUUCAGACGGCAGAAAGCGCUUUAAAAGCACUGCAGUCAAUAGAAGGUCCUGGCUGUAGCCCGUCACCUCCGCAGUGGGUGAGGCUAAGACUCGAGGCUCUGCAGACUCUGAUUACUCAGAUCAACACCACUACAGAUUAGCAAUCCUGAAUCAACCACAGCACCACCUCUACCUCCAACUACUUUUAACAAACAAGUACUCUGUUCUAAAUCACCAAACUUACUGAAAUUAAAAUCACUGUGUAAAGUUUUUUUUUAAGCUUGAAUGGACAAAUGUCACACUGAAGACUCUUAAGUGUUUAUUAAACUGACAUUAAAAGCCCA
This is a messenger RNA of Misgurnus anguillicaudatus (oriental weatherfish), 3298 nucleotides long. The record is from RefSeq and is a predicted model, not a curated record. NCBI's taxonomy places the organism in Eukaryota, Metazoa, Chordata, Actinopteri, Cypriniformes, Cobitidae.